AUGAAGAAAAGGUUUAAGGAAUGGAGGAAGGAGCAUGACGAGGCGUACGAGAACCACAGGAAGAUGGUCAUGGAGCAGGAGUACAAGGUUGAUGAGGCAGUGAUGAAGAAAAGGUUUGAGGACUGGAUGAAGGAGUAUGGCCGGACCUACAAGGACGAGGAGGUGAAGGCUCGACGGUAUGAGGUGUUGAAGGUGAAUGCAAUGGAAGCAGACAAGGCUAACACACAUACCCGAGGCGAUACCCGUUAUGGUCCUAACAAUCUUGGGGACUGGACUGAGGAUGAGCUCAAGAGGAUGCGUUGCCGUCAGGGUGACUUUGACUUUAAGUCAUACUUUGAGGACAUGAGGACUAUGUAUGCUGAAGGGAGGUUUGACGCCCAUCUGAGGAAGGUAGCUCCUCAAGAACUGGAUUGCACUGAUGCUGUGAAGAAGUCUAACAUUCUAGCAUGUGUACGUGUGGACUGGAGAAUUCCUGUGUUGGUCAUUUUAGAAGCAGCUAAAAAUUCCUUCCUCGCUCAUUUUGUUCUUUGCAAUUUGCCUCCAGCUGCCUCUCAAAUUAUUUAUCCUUCCUCGCUCAGGUGCACCAUAUUUUUAUCUUUGGAAAAUUUUGUGCUAAUUCUUAGCAUUUUGGAUGAGGGCAGAGGUUCAGGGAACUGGCAGCACGAAAGGCCGAACAAGAACGUCAAGCAAACAAGCACUAGGCAGCGAGAAGACAGGCAAGAAUACACUACCGACCACAGGUUCUGGGAAAAACUGAAACAGCUGACGGGCAUCAAAUUUCCUAGACUAAACCCAAGGACCUGGACAAGGGACUUGCUGGACAGUGCUAACCGUAAACCUGGUGAUCGUGAGAUAAUCUUAUGCGGAAUGUGGUCACUGUGGAAUAGCAGGAAUGAUCGCCGUCAUGGAAAGUCCCCAAUCGAGCCGGGGCUGGCAGUGGAUUGGGCGAUAGAGCCUGUUUCCGUCUCUCCAUUGGCAGCCGAGACUUGGCUCAAGGAAGGAGGAUACAAGAGGUCUGGACAGCACCUGCGGAAGGAACUCUGA
Messenger RNA from Miscanthus lutarioriparius, 1044 nucleotides. NCBI's taxonomy places the organism in Eukaryota, Viridiplantae, Streptophyta, Magnoliopsida, Poales, Poaceae. The record is from the annotation of a GenBank genome assembly.